AAAACUCCAUUAACAAUGUAUCGCAAGUGUCUCCCGCUACUGUUCCUAAAUAUUUUAAUAAUUUCCGUGGAUAGUUAUUAUGUGGAUAAUCGCAUUAUUGGUGGCCAAGACGUAACAAUUGAGGAAGCACCUUGGCAGAUCGCUUUGCUCCUUAAUAAUGAAUUCAUUUGUGGUGGCAGCAUUUACAGUGAACUAUUUGUAAUAACGGCUGCGCAUUGUGUUGUAGAGAAACCUGAACAACAAUUCCAAAUUCGAGCGGGUUCUACAAACUACAACGAAGAAGGAUCGUUGAUAAGCAUAACUAAAACUCUCUGCCACGAGGAUUACAACAGUACGCGAAAAAUAAAUGAUAUUGCGGUGCUACUUCUAAAGAAACCUCUAAAGUUCAGCGAAAGCAUUCAAGCAAUUCGGCUGGCUGAAAAAGUCCCGAUCCGUGGAGUUGGGCAACGAUCACAGGCUGGGGACGUCGCAGUAACAAUUUGAGUCCAUCGACAACAUUGCAAGUGUCGCAAUUGCAAGUUCUGAGUCAUUUCUGGUGCUUGUUAGAGUACUACCCAGUAAUAUUUGACGAUAAGUUUUG
Molecule: messenger RNA, 580 nt
Organism: Drosophila albomicans
Lineage: Eukaryota; Metazoa; Arthropoda; Insecta; Diptera; Drosophilidae
Product: trypsin alpha-like
Exons: 1
Coding region: 16-483 (155 amino acids)
Biological process (GO): proteolysis
Molecular function (GO): serine-type endopeptidase activity
Source: RefSeq, a predicted model, not a curated record